Molecule: messenger RNA, 2301 nt
Organism: Gregarina niphandrodes
Lineage: Eukaryota; Apicomplexa; Conoidasida; Eugregarinorida; Gregarinidae
Exons: 1
Coding region: 1-2301 (766 amino acids)
Source: RefSeq, a predicted model, not a curated record
AUGCAACUCCAAUCUGACCUUCAAGUCGACCCAGGUCACGACCAGUGGCCUGGUGGUGACAAAUGGGAGUGGAAUUGGUGCGGCUGUCGAGUGGCCUUAGCGGCGCCUCCGGGUCCCCUGCCGAUGCCACCGCGGCGUGCUCGAGAACGGUAUCUGGAACCGGCGGUGUCACGCACCGUGGCUCCGUUGCCGGCACCGGCGACCACCAACGGAGGGGGCUCCGUGGAUUACUCGGAGCGGCGUCGGCGGCCACUACCAGGCGUUAUCUGGUUCCAGCAAUACCCAGUCAACGAGCUCACCCACCGCGUCCUCACUGACGUGCCGCUCUGGAAAUUAGCCCCGAACGCGCAGUACUUCAUCGCCGAAUAUGGUAACCACCUCCCACUCUACUUGUUCCAGAACUGUUUUCCACCCCAUGCUUCUACUACCCGCCCCCGAGCCAAGCCGGAUACACACGACAACCCGGACGCCCAGUUGCACACACACCCCGGCUCGAAUCCCGGCUUUGGUCGGAGCGGGGGUCCGAGUCGCGACCCCAAACCCGGCCGGCGUGCCCGUCCGGCACAGGGCCCACUGACCACCUUCGGCCGGCGGUGUUUCGAGGCCUACUGUGUCCGGCACGGGGUCUGCUUCCACCGUUUCCGGUUCAUCACAGUCGCCGGGCGGCCGUGGGUAUUCGCCGUAGACCGGGAGCGGUCGCCAACGGAGGAGCAGCAAGACCUGGGUGUGGUACACGCGCCGAGCGGCGCUGUCACGCUUUACCGAGCCUGUCCCUGUCCCACGGGAAGCCCCCCACGCAGCCAACAGACUUCCGGCUGCGAUUGGUGGAGCGUCGGAACCUGGGCAGCCAUACUAAGUUUCCUUCCUGUGCAUGACGUGCUCUAUUCCGGACAUUGGGUCCGCGAUUUGCGAAGGUCGCGACUGCCGGGUUUGCGUGGUGCGGCUUGUUGUGUACCGCGUGUAGACGUCUGUAGUCUAGCACAUACACUUACCAACGACUUCCGCAGUGACGUAAUGGUUCCCCUUCUCGAUAUCCCACACUCCGCGGAUCGCGUCGCGCUGUCGUUCAAAUGGCACGACCAACACUGGGGUAACCAAAAGGCCGUACUCUACGCACUGUACCUCAAGAGAAAACAAGAAUCCCACCAGGACCAGAGCCAAGGUCUGGACACCACAGGGCGGGCGCAACAAGGAACGAUGGAGCCAAACAAUAGCCUAUUUGAAGUAGCACACGCCCUCUUUCCGAACCUCGAACGCACGGACGCUACAAACGACCAGUCUCCGGAUGCACCUCUGGACUCUGAAAUGUCUGAAGACGAGUACUACGACGAGCCUGCACCCACUGAGGCCGGCCCCACUGGAGCUACCCCCGCGGACGUGGGCGGAGAGACUUUUGAGUUGUUGGACACUUUGUGGGACGAAUAUGAUCUUCUGGGUGUGAGCGUGCCGGCGCACUUGGCGGACAUGCGUGACGCGGAGGUUCGCGUUGAACUCCCGCCUGAGGAGGUGUGUAGGGCCGAGCGUAUUGUGUUGUGCUAUACCGUCGGAGGCGGCGGUGGGCACUCGCUCAGUUUCGACUACUUUAAAGUCGCGACGGUUCGAUUCCAGGCUCUGCCCGCCGUACACCGGUCACUGGCGGCCCGCGUUUUCGCCCACGCUGCUCUGCGCGACAAGGUACUCACCUUCCUCCACCGAGCCGCCCAAGAACCUCUCCGAUGCGCUCUCGACCCCCCGGUCGGGGCAGACCCCACCUUCCGGGACCAGGGCGCGGCCGGACAUCUCUCCAUCGCCACCGGCGGGAUAUCUCUCAAUGGCGGAUACCCCCCCAACCUCACUGAUACAAACCCCGCCACUGAUACAAACUUCUCUGGAAACUCCCCAACGCCUUGCAGCGAAGCGUGCACGGGUUCCAGUACACCCCAUUCAUCCAACCCGCACGAACCGAAGAAUCUCUCGGAUCAGAAUUCUUCGACCUCAAUAACGGAAGCGCCGGAGCGAAGGCGACUUCUGUUAGUCCAGCCGGCCGCGUGGUUCGAGAUGCGGGACGCAAGACCUGGCGCUUUGGUUGUCAACGGGUGCUACGGCCGCCACUUAACACCACGCAUUUCAUCCGGCACGUGGACACUCUCCGGGAAUCGAGCCGCCGACCGUGCGCUCCUCGCAAACGAACUCGGAACGACCUUCGUACGCAAACUACCACCGUUCCAAAUCGACCCCCUCGCAAACGCCAACGCCCUUCUCAUGGACCUAUGCGACAACGGCACACUGCCCCUCCGCGAUCUCUUCCGCCCCGAGACCUAG